AUGGAUCCGCUGUCCAUAUCCGCCGCUGUCGCCGGCUUCAUCUCCCUGACCCUCGAUGUGUCGACUCGACUAGCUACAUUCUACAAAGCUUACUCGGAUCAAGAUGAGAGCAUCAAGAGUGUUGCGGGCGACCUGGGUGCUCUCGUCACGACUCUCCAGGCCCUGCAGCAACACCUUGUCCCUCGUAAAUUUCGUCACGACGAGCAUACCCUGAUUCGCGCAGUUGAGGCCCGCAUAGACAAGUGCGAGCAAUCCGUAGACGAUCUACAGGACCGCCUUCAACAGUUUGACAAAUUCCAGAAAACGACCAAUCCUGGCAUCUGGACAAAGACAAUAUCCGGUGCUAGGCGUCUUGCCUUUCCCUUCGAAGAAACUACUCUUCAGAAGCUCCAUGGCGACAUCGAAAGAGUCAAAUCCAACCUUUCCUCAGCCUUGGACCUUCUCCAGCAGCAAUUUUCCUCCGACACUCGAGACGACUUGCAGGACAUCAAGUCUGUCCUCGGUCUAGUCAGGCAUACCGGGCUUUCGCACGCCCUCAGUGCCUGGCUGAAGGCUCCGGACCCGACAAGCUUGUUCCACGAGAUUUGUAGGAAGAAACAGGUCAGGACAGGCCUCUGGCUUGUGGCAAAAGGGUCCAAUUUCGACAAUUGGUUGACUGCACCCAACUCCUUCAUAUGGCUGAAAGGCUUUGUGGGAACAGGGAAAUCUUUCCUAUGCUGCACCGCGAUCCAACACUCUUACCGGCAUCGCCGGUCCAGUCCUCGUGUCGGCUUAGCAUUCUUCUUCUUCCGCUUUGAUGAUGCCAGCAAACAAACAGCCUCGGGCAUGCUCCGCUCUCUGGUCCUCCAGCUCUCAGCACAAUACCAGGGUUGCCACUCGCCCCUCGAGACGCUUCAUCAGAAGUAUUUAUUCGAAUCGCCACCGGACGAAGCCUUGAUGGACUGCCUACGUCAACUUGUCCGACUGUUCGAUCACGUGUAUCUCUUUUUGGAUGCACUCGACGAGAGUCCUUGUGAUGACCGCAGCACACGUGACGAUGUGCUCCAGACGAUUGCGGGUAUGCGAGGAUGGGAUGAACGAGGCCUGCACAUGUGUACGACCAGUCGCGGCGUUUCCGACAUUGAAGAGGCUCUCGAGCCCGUAGACUCUCAGGUUGUCGCCUUGACGGGUGGUAAGCUCAACAAGGAUAUUGAAAGCUUUAUUGUCACACAAUUGAAGGAGAGACCGCGUCUGCAAAAAUUUGCAGCGCACCGCGAUUUGAUACUGGCUCAGCUGACCGGUCGUGCUGGAGGCGUGGUCGCUAAUUUGUACCACCUUAUAGUUUCCGUUGGGUAA
Messenger RNA from Purpureocillium takamizusanense, 1335 nucleotides. RefSeq lists its product as uncharacterized. Lineage: Eukaryota; Fungi; Ascomycota; Sordariomycetes; Hypocreales; Ophiocordycipitaceae. The transcript has 2 exons. Bases 1 to 1335 code for a protein of 444 amino acids. The record is from RefSeq and is a predicted model, not a curated record.